AGGACAUCCACUUAUCAAACUAGACAGGAUGGUCCUAUCAUUUAUCCUUGUCCAGAAUCGCCAGGGGAAGACGCGGCUUGCCAAAUGGUACGCUCCGUACAGCGACGAAGAGAAGGUCAAGCUGAAAGGCGAGGUCCAUCGCUUGGUAGCUCCGAGAGACCAGAAAUACCAGUCGAACUUUGUUGAAUUUAAGCGGAGUACGAAGAUCGUAUACCGGCGAUAUGCGGGGUUGUUCUUCUGUGCCUGCGUCGACGCAACUGAUAAUGAGUUGGCCUACCUGGAGGCUAUCCACUUUUUCGUCGAGGUUCUGGACCAAUUCUUCGGAAACGUCUGUGAGCUAGAUUUGGUGUUCAACUUCUACAAGGUAUAUGCUAUUCUGGACGAGGUGUUCCUUGCGGGUGAAAUUGAGGAGACGAGCAAGCAGGUUGUGCUCACGAGGCUGGAACACUUGGACAAACUGGAAUGAGAAGAAAGCAGUAUCGAGAAGGGUGGACUGCAAGAGGUGCGGAGGCAGAUGAAAUCUUGCUCCAUGCCUGUGCGGCUUCGAUUUGGCUUCAGUUGCAUAUAUGACCACGGGCUAUGGUCAUCACAGGAGUUAGGGCUUUCUUGGAUUUGGUUCUUUUUAUGCGGGGUUUUUUUUCCCUCCUGCACUGCUACAUACCUCUAGCGCUCGUCUGAAACUUCCUCAGGGCGGUAUCUAAUGUACAAAUUCUAAUUCCC
Messenger RNA from Aspergillus aculeatus ATCC 16872, 720 nucleotides. RefSeq names its product AP-2 complex subunit sigma. NCBI's taxonomy places the organism in Eukaryota, Fungi, Ascomycota, Eurotiomycetes, Eurotiales, Aspergillaceae. Gene Ontology annotation, cellular component: intracellular membrane-bounded organelle; AP-2 adaptor complex. The transcript is spliced from 5 exons. The record is from RefSeq and is a predicted model, not a curated record. Gene Ontology annotation, biological process: protein transport; clathrin-dependent endocytosis. The coding region runs from base 29 to 466 and encodes 145 amino acids. Gene Ontology annotation, molecular function: clathrin-cargo adaptor activity.